Teleopsis dalmanni is the source of this 2440-nucleotide messenger RNA. Its product is annotated as carboxypeptidase D. Bases 34 to 1473 code for a protein of 479 amino acids. The record is from RefSeq and is a predicted model, not a curated record. Lineage: Eukaryota; Metazoa; Arthropoda; Insecta; Diptera; Diopsidae. Gene Ontology annotation, cellular component: cell surface. The transcript has 9 exons. Gene Ontology annotation, molecular function: metallocarboxypeptidase activity; zinc ion binding. Gene Ontology annotation, biological process: proteolysis.
CCUUAAACUUUGCAGAGUUCACAUUAACAGCACAUGAUGAUACUACGAAAGACUCUAUCUCUAAUAUUCCUCCUGUACAUCUGCCAUUGCUUGGCACAAACUAUCAAUGAAUUGGAGGAUGGGACACUGCCAGAGCCAAGAGCAUAUGUACCCGAUUCACAAUAUUUAGAUUUUGCUUAUCAUGAUCAUGAUGAUCUUACAAGAUUCUUAAGAGCGACAAGUGCACGUUAUCCAAAUCUGACUGCUCUUUAUUCAAUCGGCAAGUCGACACAGGGACGUGAACUAUGGGUUAUGGUAGUCUCCUCUUCACCUUAUGAACAUAUGAUUGGUAAACCAGAUGUUAAAUAUGUGGGUAACAUACACGGGAAUGAACCAGUGGGUCGUGAAAUGUUGCUUCACUUAAUACAGUAUUUUGUUACAAGCUAUCAGACAGAUCAGUAUGUUAAAUGGCUAUUGGAUAAUACACGGAUACACAUACUUCCUUCUUUGAAUCCAGAUGGAUAUGCGGUAUCCAAAGAAGGUGCUUGUGAUGGCGGCCAAGGCAGAUAUAACGCUCGUGGAUAUGACUUAAAUCGCAAUUUUCCGGAUUAUUUUAAACAGAACAACAAACGAGGACAGCCUGAAACAGAUGCGGUGAAAGAUUGGAUAUCGAAAAUUCAAUUUGUACUCAGCGGUAGUUUACAUGGUGGGGCCUUAGUUGCUAGUUAUCCAUAUGAUAACACGCCAAAUUCUAGAAUUUGCAGAUCCUCAGCAUUAUGUGCGAUGUUUCAAACCUAUGCGUCAGCACCGUCUUUAACUCCAGACGAUGAUGUCUUUAAGCAUUUAUCCCUGGUGUAUGCGAAAAAUCAUGCCAAAAUGUCCAGAGGUGUGGCAUGUAAAUCAGCUACGCCUGCUUUUGAGAACGGUAUAACUAAUGGUGCCGCUUGGUAUCCUUUGACUGGUGGCAUGCAGGACUACAACUAUGUAUGGUAUGGGUGUAUGGAAGUGACCUUGGAAAUAUCUUGUUGCAAAUAUCCACCAGCAUUUGAAUUGAAAAAAUACUGGGAAGACAAUCAAUUGUCACUGAUUAAAUUUCUGGCGGAGGCACAUCGUGGCGUGCAAGGUUUUGUAGUGGAUACAGCUGGCAAACCAAUUGAACGAGCUUCAUUAAAAGUCAAGGGACGAGAUGUAGGUUUCCAAACUACAAAAUAUGGUGAAUUUUGGAGAAUUUUGUUACCAGGUUAUUAUAAAGUUGAGGUAUUUGCGGAUGGUUAUGCACCUCGUGAAGUGGAGUUUGUGAUUGUGGAGCAACAUCCCACAUUGCUGAAUGUCACUUUACAACCCUCCAAACGCACAGACACAACAUCAAUACCGUUCUACCGGCCUCUACCAUCGCCACAACAUUUCCGGCCUCCACCACCCUAUGCAGACAAUGGAAUAUUCUCAACCAUUAGCAAUGGUCUUAAUAGUUUGUACACGAACAUAUUUGGCUAAUAUGCGAUCUACUAAUCCGAGGAAUUAUUAAAUUUAAAAAUUUCAUUUGUAUUAUUAACAUCCUUCAUUAUAAUUGCGCUAUUUUACAUUUAGGGGUUAUCAAAAUAUCGCUUUAGGAUUUUAACUAUUAAUAAAACGCACUUUUGUUAAAUUGUACUAAUUUUCACUUAGUCCAGUAAUGAAAAUUAUUAGAUUAUAUCACUUAUAUAGCUAAGUUUAUCACAUAGAUAUGAUAGAUAUCACUUAUAUAGCUAAAUAUAUCACAUAGAUAUAUCAGAUAGAUAUCAAAAAUGGACUCUCAACUUCCCGAAUACGACUUUUUGACAACUGAUUCUAGUAAAGACAGAUUUUAGGAAGUCAAUAUAACUUUCUCAGUUAUAAGUUAAGUUACUAAGCCAAUGUAACUUAGUUAUCCAGAUAUCGAUAUUUAAAGUUGGAAUUUUUUAUAUAAAAAACCACAACAACAAAUAUUGCAUACAUUAGACAAUACUACACAUUAUGUGUAGUUUUUAUUAGUACAAACAUUUUAAAAAGUGGGUAACUUUAAGCCUUAAUAUCUUGAGAACUAAGAAAGAAAUGUAAUACAGCUAUAAAUUUGUAUUUCAACCAUAUAUUAACGUGGUUACGAUAUUGAAAAUCUUCACACUCUUCAAUUAUUGUAUUAAUUACAUAUAAUAAUAAAAACUUGUGUUACAUAUCACAAUGUAUGAUUUGGAUAUAAAGAAUUAUUUAGAUUUAAUAUCUUAAAGCGGUAUUUUGAUAACCAGGCACGUUGUCUCAAAACUUAUGUUAUAGUUAAUUAAAAUUCUGGAAAAAAUUGUCACUGCCUUUUAUCACAAUCGAAACAUUGAUUUAAGAUCAAAAUUAAUCAACAUUUAAAUUCUAUCUGAAAAGGCGUAUUUGAUGAGACAAUAAUUUCUCAAAAAAUUUAUGUUUGUAUUAACAUUACAUUACUUUAUGAAUUGUA